This is a messenger RNA of Spinacia oleracea (spinach), 2501 nucleotides long. RefSeq lists its product as uncharacterized. The coding region runs from base 1317 to 2501 and encodes 394 amino acids. NCBI's taxonomy places the organism in Eukaryota, Viridiplantae, Streptophyta, Magnoliopsida, Caryophyllales, Amaranthaceae. The transcript is spliced from 3 exons. The record is from RefSeq and is a predicted model, not a curated record.
AUGAAUACUGAAACAGUUUAUAGCUUAAGAGUAUUAGAGCUUGAGUGAACGUCCUUUUCUUGUCAUUAUCUUCGUCCUUUUAUAGGAUAUUCUCAACGGUCUAAUCGGUUGAGAAAAUCCCACAAAGAUAGGAGUAUCUUUGUCACACGUCUCUUCAGUCUUCAACUGCUUCCGCGCUUCUCGCGUGUGUCUUGGACUCGUUCUUGCUAGCUUGACGGCGCUGCCUAUCAUGGGCUUUAGGUCAACUUAUCUUCAUCAACCCGUUUCUCGAGGACGUGUCUCAGUUGCCUGUACUUUGUCGCCUGUCCUUCGUCGGUUAUACCUCGUCGUACGAUGCUACGUCGGACGUAUCUCCCUGGAGCUGUGUUUACCUGCGACACGACAGGACCUGGCUGACACGACAUGAUCAAACGUUAGAACGGUUAUGUCGUUAGUCCAAAAAGUGGGAUAACAGUUUGCCCCCAAUUGUGAAUUUGCGGAGUCACACAGAGCAAAAGAAACAAUUCAAAUUAAAAAACCGUCUCCAACUGCCUAGUUCGUGGGAUAAAACCGUUCAAAAUUCUAGAGUAAUAAAUACCAAUUCACGACAUGCAAUAAAGUUCUUCACACCAAGUUUUUCAAAAAAUUUCUAGAUCCGAAAGCAGGAGAGAGAAGAGGGAGAAAGCGAAGUCGAUUUUCGCACUGAGUUUGUUCGAUUUCAGGUAAAAUUUGCUUUCUUUUUCGAUUUCCUUGUAGAUUUUUGUAAGUGAGAUGGGUAGAUCUAAGUCGGUUGUAGCGAGAGGAAAGGGGGAGUCGGGUUCCACUCGGGUUAAGUCCCUUAACCCGAUAUAUUCUACUGUGGUGGAUCCGGCGGCUUUUGUUGAACUUGCUGGUUUGCCGCCGUCGGCGGAAGUGAAGAUUCCCGGCUCGGAUGAGGAAGCCUUUGACUGUCCAGAGGGGUAUGUGGUUAUGUAUGAGUAUCCGUUCACAAUUGGCUUCAAAUUUCCUUUCACUCCUCUAGUUAGGUCCUUUAUCGAGGUUUUCCAUUUGAGCCCGGGUCAGUUGAUGCCCCAGAUAUGGCGGGUUUUCACGGUGGUGCACGGAGUUACUGCGAACUGGCGUACGCCGUUUGACCUGUCUGAUUUGAUGUACACUUACGACCUAGCACUGCAGAAGUGUUGUAGGUAUACCUUGGUUACGAAGAAGGGGAAGACGAACUUAGGUGUUGGUUUAGGUGUGAACGACAGGGGUUGGCAGAGUCGUUUUGUCUUUGUAGGCAAAGAUUCUCUGGGAGAUAAAGGGCGGUUUCUGGUCGAGGGAUGGACGAUGGAAGGUAAAUGUGUCGUUUUAUCUUUGUUUCUCGUCGUUUUACUGAACGUCGCCUUACUUGGUUUUGUUUUGCAGUUGUCAAGGCGUCGUCGUUGACUGAGUUGAACGCUGAUUCUGAGGAUAAGUAUCGGAAGUUCUUGGGUUAUUCUGUCGAGGAUAGGUCUUUCAGUCGCGACGGAGAGUUUUUAGACGAGCAGGAGGUGGACCGGUCAGGCGACGUCGCCGAGGAGGAGGAAAUAGACGAGGAAUCAGGUCAACUGACUCGUCGUCGGAAAAGGUUGGAUUUGCUUGAGGAGGUAGUGGCAAACUCAUCGUCCGCCGAAGGUGAAGUAGGUGAUAUGGCUGACAACUCAGAGCAUACUCUUUCGUCUCGGCCUGUGUCGAGGAUGUCUCAGAGCGAGAUUCAGGAGCGUGCAAGGAAGCGACUGAGGUCGUCCUCGACUUCUGGUGGACGAGGUAUGACGGUCGUACCUCGGUUUUCUGCGAUAGGUUCGUCGGCCGAGACGCCUGUCGUCAUAGGAGCCGAAGGCUUUCAUCCGAUUGCUUCGUCGUCGCCUCCACAGCCGUUCAAGGCGUCGUCUGCUGCUGUCGACGUUAGUAAAGUGUCUACUUCGUCGGCCAAGAAGCGUCCUGUCGAGACGGAUCCUGUCGAGGAUACGGUUAUCACUUUGCCCCCAAGCUUCUUGGGUGAUGAAGAGGCGUCGGUUAUAUGGCCUUUCGCUGAUCGCUUGAUCUUGCCUACGACGUAUCGACGAUAUCACGAGGUGGAUCCUCUUCUUGCCGCGUCGGACGCCGCUGAGCUUAGUCUGCGGGCGUCGCAGGCUGCCUUGGCUGUACGUAGGCAGUGUUCGUUGCUGUGCGACGAGGUGACGAAUGCAAGGCAGCUGACAGCGACGGCGAAGAAGGCGGCCGCGUCGUGGGAAGCGAAGUGGAAAGCUGCUGAGAAGAAGGUCGUGGAUCUUGCUGCGGUGGUUAAGGCCAAGGGUGAUCAAUUGAAAGGUAAGGAUAAGCAGUUAGCCGACGUGGCUAAGGAUCUGGAGAAAGUGAAGGAGGAGUUGACCUCGACGACGGAGGAGUUGGAUGGAUUGAGGAGCUUGUACGACGCCCUGCAGGAGGAGGCGAAGGACGUCGAGGCUCUCGCUAUAUGGAGGACGCGGGCGCAGAUGAUGUACCUGCCUGAUUGGGGAGACUAG